UCCAUUUCCUCAAGUCGUCAGUGAGAUAGGAUGAUUGGAAUCUGGAACGAGUCCGUGAUUAUACUGGGUUCGAGUAGCGCGAGUCGCAGCCGAUAGCUUCUCAACCACAACAACUGCCCCCUACCGCGAAUUCCGCAACCUCCCCACCGUCUAACACAAGAUGGUGCGCGAGAAGAAAUCGCCCCACAAAACUGACUCACAGAAAUCGAGCACCAACCUAGUGGGCAAGUUCACGCAGAGCGUACGUCGCAUCGUACAGGAUGUUAAAGAUGAGGGCACUACCAGCGGGCAGACAAAAGAAGAAGUAAUAGAAACGAAUGAACGUCUACGCGCAGUGCGGAUACGACUCGACGAGAACUAUGACACGGCGAAGAAAGCUCUCGUCACUCUCAUGGGACGAUACAACGAGUCCAAGGCUGAGAGGAACGUCUUCACUCGAUACGCCCUGCUCAAGGCUAUGAUCAAGGAUGUGAUUCGUCUCGAAACUCAAUACUGGUCUCUGGUGGAGAUCCCGAAACAAGAGAAAGCGGAGACGGUGCCGGCAUUCGUGCUUCGCGCCUGCGCUAUCAUGGAGAAGACGCAAAAAUCUGGCGAAGGAGUCAAAACUUCCUCUAAGCUGGCUGAAGAAGCCGCAGAUCGAAAAGAGAGAAUAGAGAGAUUGAAUGAUAUGACAACAUCUCAAAUAGAGACAGAGAACACGCAGAUGACUAACGAUCUUUAUCGUCUGCUGAAGAAGUACACCGGACUGAGGAACCUCAUCAGAGAACUGAAGUCGGAGUACGUGAGCUCCAAAAUGUAUCCGAUGUUCCCACGAUACACCAUGCUGAAGGACAUGAUCAAGGACAUCAUGCACGACCCCGACUACAUGGAGGUCUGCCACGAGGUGGACCCGUAGCGCGGGGUCCGCAAAUAGUUGAGGAGCUCUUUCACCGACCGCCGGAGGUCGAGUCGCCGCUAGCGAGUCCAACGGGGGCGUAGACGUAGGGGGGUUUAACUCCCAUACUUUGACUACGCUUAUGUCAGUGGUUGCAAUUUCUAUGCUUGAUGUUUCGCCUGGUAUUAGCUUUAUACUGCUUAAAGAAAUGGUAAUAGGAUUAAAAUUACCUUGUUGAUAUGGUGGUACACCUUGAUAGUGCUUUAACAGAUAUUAAAAACCUUAGUAAAUCUACUUCAAUAUUAACGUCAUUAUCUGUAAAAGAAUUUGC
Messenger RNA from Papilio machaon (common yellow swallowtail), 1205 nucleotides. RefSeq lists its product as uncharacterized. The coding region runs from base 161 to 895 and encodes 244 amino acids. Lineage: Eukaryota; Metazoa; Arthropoda; Insecta; Lepidoptera; Papilionidae. The record is from RefSeq and is a predicted model, not a curated record. The transcript is spliced from 7 exons.